This is a messenger RNA of Lachnellula hyalina, 1320 nucleotides long. It is a transcript of the gene RPT1, whose product is annotated as 26S proteasome regulatory subunit 7-like protein. The record is from RefSeq and is a predicted model, not a curated record. Bases 1 to 1320 code for a protein of 439 amino acids. Lineage: Eukaryota; Fungi; Ascomycota; Leotiomycetes; Helotiales; Lachnaceae. Gene Ontology annotation, biological process: proteasome-mediated ubiquitin-dependent protein catabolic process. Gene Ontology annotation, cellular component: proteasome regulatory particle, base subcomplex. Gene Ontology annotation, molecular function: ATP hydrolysis activity; proteasome-activating activity; ATP binding. The transcript has 4 exons.
AUGCCGUCCGCUACCGGGAAUAGCUGGGAAAAGUACAAGAAAGAGUUUGCGGAUGAUGAGAUAGAAGAGAAGAAGAUCACACCUUUGACGGACGAGGAUAUCCAAGUCCUAAAGACAUAUGGUGCAGCUCCGUACGCAGCCCCCCUCAAGAAGCUCGAGCAGCAGAUCAAGGAGAAGCAGAACAGUGUAAAUGAGAAGAUUGGCGUCAAGGAAUCAGAUACGGGGUUAGCACCACCACAUCUCUGGGAUGUCGCUGCAGACCGUCAACGAAUGUCCGAAGAGCAACCUUUACAAGUUGCCCGGUGUACCAAAAUUAUUCAAGAUGAGAAGGAGCCAGAGAAGAGCAAAUAUGUCAUCAACGUCAAGCAAAUAGCCAAGUUCGUGGUUAACCUCGGAGAGCGUGUCAGUCCAACGGAUAUUGAGGAGGGUAUGAGAGUUGGUGUCGACCGAAACAAGUACCAAAUCCUUCUCCCCUUGCCACCAAAGAUCGAUGCCAGUGUUACCAUGAUGACAGUAGAGGACAAGCCAGAUGUUACAUACGGUGAUGUUGGAGGAUGCAAGGAACAAGUAGAGAAGCUCCGUGAAGUCGUCGAGAUGCCACUGUUAUCACCAGAACGAUUCGUCAACCUUGGUAUCGACCCACCCAAGGGUGCCCUGCUCUACGGUCCUCCAGGAACCGGAAAGACUCUUUGCGCCAGAGCCGUCGCGAAUAGAACAGAUGCCACGUUCAUCAGAGUCAUUGGAAGUGAGCUUGUGCAGAAGUACGUUGGAGAGGGUGCAAGAAUGGUGCGCGAGCUUUUCGAGAUGGCAAGGACGAAGAAGGCUUGCAUUAUUUUCUUUGAUGAAAUUGAUGCUAUCGGAGGUGCUCGGUUUGAUGAUGGUGCUGGAGGAGAUAAUGAGGUCCAAAGAACCAUGUUGGAGCUUAUUACCCAACUAGACGGUUUCGAUGCACGUGGAAACAUCAAGGUUAUGUUCGCUACCAACAGACCUUCAACGCUAGAUCCCGCUCUCAUGAGACCCGGACGUAUCGACCGAAAGAUUGAAUUCUCCCUCCCAGAUCUCGAGGGAAGAGCGAACAUUCUCCGAAUUCACGCCAAGAGCAUGUCCGUUGAGCGAGAUAUCAGAUGGGAGCUUAUUUCACGUCUCUGCCCUAACUCGACUGGUGCUGAACUGAGAAGUGUGUGCACGGAGGCGGGCAUGUUUGCUAUUCGUUCGCGGAGGAAGGUUGCUACAGAGAAAGAUUUCUUAAGUGCGGUUGACAAGGUUAUCAAGGGUAACUUGAAGUUCAACUCUACUGCUACUUACAUGCAAUACAACUAG